Auanema sp. JU1783 is the source of this 903-nucleotide messenger RNA. Lineage: Eukaryota; Metazoa; Nematoda; Chromadorea; Rhabditida; Rhabditidae. The record is from the annotation of a GenBank genome assembly.
AUGCCAUUAACGUCUGUAUAUUUUGUAUGCACCACAGGAUUUUUGCUCAGUAUAGCUAUGGUCUAUAUAUUUUUGGGAUGGAUCAUAUUCCGACGAUGGAAAUAUUUCAAAUGUUCCUUUUUUCGAAUUUAUUUGGUGGCUACCGCUGUGAAUCUCACUAGCAUUUGUGUACAGUUUAUGACAUAUCGACUUCCGUUUCAUACAUGUAGCCAUUGCUUAUUGGCUGAUUUUUUUCGAAAAAAACAUUUUUUUGGAAUGGAAGUUAUCAAUUUUCUCUAUGUACAUUGCUCAAUCGUACAAUACAACAUCUGUCUCAUCUUGUCGUUCAAUCGGCUUCACUCUCUCUACUAUCCAUCAUCAUGUGAAAAGAAAUGGCGAAACAUGUUCUUUUCGCUCUCAUUAUUGGCUGUCUGUGCUCCAUUAAUUAUAGAUUAUCCUUUAAUAAGAGGACAAUCAUUCUAUCAAUUCGUUGACAAGAUGGACAUGUUUCAAACACGAUCCACAGCGUAUUCAAAUGAACUCUUCAAUGGUGUCAUAGUCUAUAGCGGAGUUAUAACAACAAUCAAUUUGAUUUUGAAUGUGCUCAUGGCUUCAUAUCUCAUAUCUAAAAGGGAUCGAGAAAUAAAAUCAUCUGAACGCAAAUUAUGCAUUAUGACAACAAUACUAUUCUGCUUACAAUUCUUCAACUUCGUUCGUUCGAUACUAUGGAACAUCUAUAAUGAUCAUGAGCAGCGCAAUUCACUUGUUAAUCGUUUGUUACUAUAUAUGGAGCCAAUAUUUCUAGAUCUCAUGGUAUCAUUUCCUCCAAUCAUUCUUGUACUUUGUAGUCGAAUUAUUCAACGCCAAAUUCAUGAAAUAUUCUUUGCCAAAGACAAGAUUCCAUUAGCUUCACAAGCUCUCUAA